This is a messenger RNA of Saccharomycopsis crataegensis, 1959 nucleotides long. Its product is annotated as DEAD/DEAH box helicase. Gene Ontology annotation, molecular function: ATP binding; RNA helicase activity; RNA binding. The transcript has a single exon. Gene Ontology annotation, cellular component: nucleus. Bases 1 to 1959 code for a protein of 652 amino acids. The record is from RefSeq and is a predicted model, not a curated record. Lineage: Eukaryota; Fungi; Ascomycota; Saccharomycetes; Ascoideales; Saccharomycopsidaceae.
AUGUCCGAUCUUUCCAAUGAUUUAAGCAAGUUAAGCAUCAACAAUGGCGCCCCAGCUGGCUCUGCCCCAGCCCCAGGCGCCUCCCAACCACAACAACAACAACGUGGUUCCUAUGUCCCUCCUCAUCAACGUAACAGACCUGCUGGCGGUAGAGGUGGUUACGGUAACGGCGGUGGCCGUGGUGGCUCUUAUUCUGGUUUCAUGAACCGUAAUGGUGGUGGCCGUGGUGGCUACAACAACCGUAAUGGUGGUCGUGGUGGCCACAACAACCGCAAUGGCGGCUUCCAGGAUGCCAGAUUCUCCGGUAAAUGGGUCGAUGGCAAACAUGUUCCAGGUCCAAACAACGAAAGAGUUGAAUUAGAAUUAUACGGUGAACCAGACGAUCCAAAGUUCCAAUCCACUGGUAUCAACUUCGACAACUAUGAUGAAAUUCCAGUCGAAGCUACUGGUAACGAUGUCCCAGAUGCCGUUGAUUCCUUCAUUGCUCCACCAAUGGACCCAUUGUUGGUUGAAAACGUUAAGUUGGCUAGAUACACCAAACCUACUCCAGUUCAAAAGUACUCUAUCCCAAUCAUUGCCGCUAAGAGAGAUUUGAUGGCUUGUGCCCAAACUGGUUCUGGUAAGACUGGUGGUUUCUUAUUCCCAUGUUUGUCCGAAUCUUUCAAGAACGGACCAGCAGAAAUCCAAACACAACAAGAACAAGGUUAUUCUUACCAACGUAAGGCUUACCCAACUAUUUUGGUCAUGGCCCCUACCAGAGAAUUGGUUUCCCAAAUUUUUGAAGAAGCCAAGAAGUUUGCUUACCGUUCUUGGGUUAAGCCAUGUGUUGUCUAUGGUGGUGCUGAUAUCGGUACCCAAAUGAGAAACAUUGACAGAGGUUGUGAUUUAUUAGUCGCCACUCCUGGUAGAUUGAAUGACUUGAUCGACAGAGGUAAGAUUUCCUUGGAAGCCAUCAAGUACUUGGUUUUGGAUGAAGCCGAUAGAAUGUUGGAUAUGGGUUUCGAACCACAAAUCAGAAACAUUGUUCAAAACUCAGGCAUGCCAGGUGUUGAAUCAAGACAAACUCUUAUGUUCAGUGCCACCUUUCCAAAGGAUAUCCAAAUGUUGGCUAAAGAUUUCUUGAAAGACUACAUUUUCUUGUCUGUCGGUAGAGUUGGUUCCACUUCAGAAAACAUCACCCAAAGAGUCCUCUAUGUUGAAGACAAUGAAAAGAACUCUCUUCUUUUGGAUAUCUUGUCUACCUCUGAAGACGGUUUGACUUUGGUUUUCGUUGAAACCAAGAGAAUGGCUGACCACUUAUCCGAUUUCUUGUACUCCCAAAACUUCCCAGCUGCUGCCAUCCAUGGUGACAGAUCGCAAUACGAAAGAGAAAGAGCUUUGGAAGCUUUCAGAUCUGGUAAGGCUCCAAUCUUGGUUGCCACUGCCGUUGCUGCCAGAGGUUUGGAUAUUCCAAAUGUUACUCACGUUAUCAAUUAUGACUUGCCAAGUGAUAUCGACGAUUACGUCCACAGAAUUGGUAGAACUGGUAGAGCUGGUAACACUGGUGUGGCCACUGCAUUCUUCAACAGAGGUAACAAGAAUGUGGUCAAGGACUUGGUUGAUAUUUUGUCUGAAGCUAAACAAGAAGUUCCAGAAUUCUUGACUACUGUUGUUAGAGAAGUUAGCUCUCGUGGUGGUAGUGGUAGAAACCGUGGUGGCAGAGGUGGCAGCAGAGAUUUCAGAAGAGGUGGAAGUAGUGGCUACGGCAACAGCAACAACGGCAGCUGGGGCUACGGAAACAACUCCUACGGAAACUCUUACGGCAAUAGCUCUUAUGGAAACAGCUCUUACGGAAACAGCUCUUACAGUGGUGGUGCUAGCUAUGGUGGUUACUCUAACACUGGUAAUAGUGGCAGCAACUCUAGAACCGGUGGUGGCUAUAACAACAACAACUCUUCUUCCGGUGGUGACUGGUGGUAG